AUGUCUCACGAUAGCGCUCAGCCAGACAAAAUAUCCGGAGGCUGUUUAUGUCAAUCCAUCAAGUACGAGAUUGUGUUUGACAAGAACACACCAUGGCCACCGCCAUCGGCAACAUGUCAAUGCACCAUGUGCCGUAAAUGGACAGCCAGCCUCCUAACCCAAUUCAUGGUUAUUGCGCCUGAACAGAUCGUCCCGCCAUUAUCAUCAUUUGCCGCAUAUAAAGAAUGCUCGUCCUCGCCCCGGCGAUUCCGAGGCUUUUGCGGUAACUGUGGGAGUCCAUUGAUAUGGCGGUCUGAGGAUAAAACAGAUACUUUGGAUCUUUAUCUCGGGACUAUAGACGAGCGAUGGUUGGUUGGGCAGAGGGUGGAAGGAUCGGAGAAGAAGACCAAACAUGGAGUCACGGUUGAAAGGGUGGGAUCCCUUGGGAAGGAGUUGUGCACUCCGUCUGAGUUCCAGUUCUAUUGUGAGAACGCCAUUCCUGGCGUCACGGAUUUGGUUCCGGGUGGUCGGAAGUUCCUGGUAGAGAACACGGACGGGGUGGAAGAACUUGAUAGUUGA
Messenger RNA from Penicillium manginii, 558 nucleotides. Its product is annotated as GFA family protein. Gene Ontology annotation, molecular function: carbon-sulfur lyase activity. The coding region runs from base 1 to 558 and encodes 185 amino acids. NCBI's taxonomy places the organism in Eukaryota, Fungi, Ascomycota, Eurotiomycetes, Eurotiales, Aspergillaceae. The transcript has 2 exons. The record is from RefSeq and is a predicted model, not a curated record.